UCGAGGUUAUAAUAAAACAUCGAGUUCAAAAAUGUCCACAUGUUCGUGUAAAAAUCAUGUAAUAUUUGAAGUUUAAUGAAUCGAAAUUUUUUUAGACUUAUUGGUAAUCGUUUUGGUAAAGUAAAAAAACUUCAACGAUGUUCCUGUCAUCCGAUGAAGAAGAUUUAAUAAUUGGAAGUUCAACAAAAUUACUUAAAAUUAACGUAAAUACUAAAAGUAUUUCAAGUAUAAAUAUAAGCGAAAAUAUCGAUAAAAUUGAAGUUAAAAAUCCAUUACCUUUAAAAAUCAAUUGUUUGGAUUUUAAAGAUAAACAUUUAGCUGUAUGUACAAAUACAAAAAAUUUACUUUUAUACGAUCCCCAAUUAAAAUUAUUAAAUAAAUGGUUAACAAAUCGUAGUCCUAGUCAGUUAUGUUUUGUAAAUACGAUCGAAAUUAUUUUAGCUGAUAAAACUGGUGAUGUUUACGUUUAUAAACGAAAUGAACCAAAACCAAUAUUAUUACUCGGCCAUUUAAGUAUGAUUUUAGACGUUAAACUUUCAUUAUGUGGAAAAUAUGUAUUAACCGGUGAUCGUGAUGAGAAAAUUCGUGUAUCUUGUUUUCCAAAUGCAUAUAAUAUUAAAAGUUAUUGUUUAGGACAUGAGGAAUUUGUUACAAUAAUAAAAGUAUUAGAUUCAAAAACAAUUUUAACUGCGUCUGGUGAUGGUACUAUUCGAUUUUGGAAUUUUAUCGAUGGUGAAGAAAUUUAUCAAAUCAAUUGUAAUAACCAUAUAACGGAUAAAAAAAAAAUCGAUUCGUUUUCAUCGGAAAUGCGUUUAGUUAAUGUAAAUACUAAUUCGUUACCAAUCACGAAUAUUUCGAUACGUAUAGUUAAUGAAUGUGAAAUGCAUAUUGCUGUAACUUUGCAUGAAUCAAAUGAUUUGUUAAUUUUUAACGUUAAACGAAAUGAUUCAAACUUUCAAAGUAAUAAAUUACAGACGUUAAUAAUUCCAAAUACUAAAAUGUUAUACUUUUUUAAAGAUAAAUUGAUUGUUUUUAUCAAUUGUAAAAUUUCUAUUUAUUCAUUUGAUACAAAAACGAAUUGUUACAAUGAAAUUCAAAGUAAUUUAAGUAAUUUAAUUCAGGAUAACAUUGAAUUCGAGAAUAAUUGCGAUGACAAAGAUGAUAAUAUUACUUUAUUAUUUAAAAAAAGCUUUGAUAAUUUACAAGAUUAUCAAGAACGAAAAAAAUUACGAAUUGAUGAUACUAACAGAUAAUAAUUUUUAAGUUUUGUUAACUGUUAUUAGAAUUAAGGAAAAA
This is a messenger RNA of Chrysoperla carnea, 1296 nucleotides long. RefSeq names its product tRNA (guanine-N(7)-)-methyltransferase non-catalytic subunit wuho (gene wuho). The coding region runs from base 138 to 1253 and encodes 371 amino acids. Gene Ontology annotation, molecular function: protein binding; tRNA (guanine(46)-N7)-methyltransferase activity. Lineage: Eukaryota; Metazoa; Arthropoda; Insecta; Neuroptera; Chrysopidae. Gene Ontology annotation, biological process: RNA (guanine-N7)-methylation. The transcript is spliced from 2 exons. The record is from RefSeq and is a predicted model, not a curated record. Gene Ontology annotation, cellular component: cytosol; nucleus; tRNA methyltransferase complex.